This is a messenger RNA of Coregonus sp. 'balchen', 772 nucleotides long. Lineage: Eukaryota; Metazoa; Chordata; Actinopteri; Salmoniformes; Salmonidae. The record is from the annotation of a GenBank genome assembly.
CCUGGAGUGGCACGCUGGAGCUUCCAGAGGCUUGUGGACCUGAAGCAGUGUGACGUGGCCCAGGUAAUAAUCACACACACGUAAACACACACGCACUCACUCAAUCAAUCACUCAUUGUUUUGUCGUAUAAUUAUUGUCGUAUAAAAUUGUGACUCUCUCUUUUAGAUCUUACACCCCUAUUCGCUCAACUACAACCCUCACAGCUGCAGUCGUCUGCCCCUGCACCUGCUACACAGAGUCACAUUAACAGAAAUCCCAUGCAGCCUUGUUUAUACAUUUGAACACUGGAAUGUGAGAUGUAAUCUACACCUCCAUUAAAUUGAUAGAAAUCCUCAUUUCGUUUAAUGAUUUUCCAUUUGAGCAUCAUUAUUUCUAUAUAGCCUACACUCUCUCAUUCUGAACUUCUAACGCAAGUGGGACGAUGUGGCUUGGUGACAAUGAUCACAAGAGUAGCUGCUCACCGGUUUGACAGCUCCAACACAGUUACACUCUGACACCGCCAAAACAUCAGCUAUGUGGGUGUCAGCUAUCGCCUGUUAAGACUUGAUCGGAUUGAAUCUUCCACUCAUUCACUCUGUUUAGUUAUAUGAUUAUUGUCAGUUAAUACAAUUGUGCCUCUCUCUUUUAGAUCUGCCACCCCCAGCAGUUCAGCUGCAGUCACAGCAGUCCUCUGCUGUGAUAUUUAAUUUACCGGCUGCACCAGUUCCUGCUACACUGGCCGUGAAGGGAGACACUUUUGAGGAUUCCCAGAUGGAUACAGAUAAUUCAGAA